AUGUCCUCGCAAUUUUUAGUACACUCGCUUCCCAAAGAAAGGAGGCAUGUAAGUCCAAAAAUAAAGAGGAUUGACAACUUCGGCCCACGACUUUUCUUAUUUUUCUACUUCUUCUUCUUCAUCGGUUUUUUCUUUUUCUUUUCUUCUUUUUUUUCUUCGUCUUUUUCUUCUUCCUUUUCUUCUUUUUUUUCUGCGUCUUUUUCUUCUUCCUCUUCUUCGUCUUUUUCUUCUUCCUUUACUUCGUCUUUUUCUUCUUCCUUUUCUUCGUCUUUUUCUUCUUCCUUUACUUCGUUUUUUUCUUCUUCCUUUUCUUCGUCUUUUUCUUCUUCCUUUUCUUUAUUUUCUGCAUCUACUUUUUAUUCCUUUUCGUUUUCUUUUUCUUCUUCUUUUUCUUCAUCUAUGAAAUUUCACGUUUUUAUAAGUUUUGAAUUAUCUAUCUAUCUAUCUAUCUAUCUAUCUAUCUAUCUAUCUAAGUCUUUUCAUAUCUAUCUCUAUAUCUCUAGCACUCCCUCUCUCUCCCUAUAUAUGUUUCGUGCGUACACUCAUCUAUCUAUCUAUCUAUCUAUCUAUCUAUCUAUCUAUCUAUCUAUCUAUCUCAGUCUUUACAUAUCUAUUUCAUUCAUAUCUAUCUAUCUAUCUAUCUAUCUCAUUCUUUUCCUAUCUAUCUAUCUAUCUAUCUAUCUACCUCAUUCUAUUUAUAUCUAUCUAUCUAUCUAUCUAACUAUAUCAUUCUAUUCAUAUCUAUCUAUCUAUCUAUCUAUCUACCUCAUUCUAUUCAUAUGUAUCUAUAUAUCUAUCUAG
Messenger RNA from Acanthosepion pharaonis, 801 nucleotides. The record is from the annotation of a GenBank genome assembly. NCBI's taxonomy places the organism in Eukaryota, Metazoa, Mollusca, Cephalopoda, Sepiida, Sepiidae.